GAGGAGCUGCUGCCUCCAUCUGAGUGUUGCCCAGUGCCCGUAAACAUGCCUAAACAUUACGCCCUCACCUUGCCAUUCCCCGCUGACUGAUGCUGGUGCACAGUGUAAAUCGAGGACGUCUCUCCAGCGGCAACAGACGAAGAAAGUAUACAGCAUAAGAAACAGAGAGUAACUUAUUAGGGAUAUAUAUUCGCUAGUUACAGGUGGUCCCAGUCAUCUAUCCUAUAGCUCCUCACCGUCUCAAAUCUGCCUUGUUUCGCCCUUGCUACUUGUUGCCUGCCGUCCCCUCACCCUGGCCAUGAUGUCCUCCUCCCCCGGGACCUCUCUCAGAGUGCGGACCUUCUACCUCGCUGUCGUCCUCUGUUGUCAACUCACAGCAUGUGGAGGUGACGGGUUCCAGCGGUUCCUGGUGUCGCCGGAGAGCCAGGUGGUGCGGGAGGGGGACAGCGUGGUGCUGCGCUGCAUCAUCGCCAACCAACGCGGCAAAGUGCAGUGGACCAAGGACGGAUUCGCUCUGGGAUUCCAUCGCGAGGUACCAGGGUAUCCUCGCUACUCUUACACCGGGGAUGCCUCCAGGGGGCAGCACCACCUGACCAUCAGCAGCGUGUCCCUCUCAGACGCAGGGGAGUAUCAGUGCCAGGUGGGGCCGACACUCUCCAAUCCUCCUAUCUGGGCCGCAGCCAAUCUCACUGUUGUGUUGCCGCCCAGUGGGAUCAGCCUGGUGGGCCAGAGCGACGGCUCGGUAGUUGAGGUGGUGGCUGGCGCUUCCCUCACUCUUCGUUGCCGGGUGCCAGAUGCCCGCCCACCACCCAGGAUCCUGUGGUACCUGGACGAGAGACAGUUACCGGCAGACCAGGUGGACUCCCAGGUUGUGCGAUCGGUCAUGCCACACAGGUGGAGUGUGAGGAGCAGACUGACACUACAGCCUCGCAUGCAGGACGAUGGUGGGAGGGUGAUUUGUCGCGUGCUGCAUCCUGGCCUGGCCGGAGGUGGGGCCCUAGCCACUUCCAUUACCUUGUCUGUCCUGCACCCACCUGGCCCACCUGCUCUAAGUGGCUUAGGGGAGGGAGACACGCUGCAGGCUGGGGAGCGCCGCAACAUCACCUGCACUUGUCCUGGGGGCAACCCUCGCCCAUCACUCAUCUGGUACCGUGCUGGUCGUCUCCUUGAUGAUUCAUACAAGUCAGUGGUUCAUGAUCGCAACAUCCAUACCAUAAAUACCCUUGAGCUGCUGGCAACAGAGGCAGAUGAUGGGGUGGUGCUGGAGUGCCAGGCCGUCAGCGACCUGCUGCACCUCCCCCUCACCACCAAUGUCACACUCUCUGUUUACUAUGGACCAGCAGCUGUGAGAGUGAGCGGGCCAGCUCGGGCCGAGGAGGGCCAGUCAAUUGCACUGCGGUGUGAGACUUCACCCUCGAGUCCACCAGCCUCCUUGAUCUGGCGGGUCAAUGGUGAAGAAGUGGUGUCUCCCAACGUUGUGGUGAAGCGGGUACCUUCAGGGGGCUGGGUAACAUCCUCCCGCCUGGAGCAGCAAGUGGAGGGGCCGUGGGAGGACAAGGCACCUAGACAGCUGGCAGUGGAGUGUGAGGCUGAGCAUCAGUCCCUGCCACACUCACCCCACCACACCCUUCUCAUCACCCUCGUCAAGCCAGCCGGAGCGCCAGUGCUGGGAGGUGAAGUGCUGCAGCCUGUGGUGGCUGGCAGCUCUGCUGAGGUGACCUGUGCCAGCCCUCAUAGUCUUCCGCAAACCUCCAUCAGGAUUUACCACGCAGGGAAGAUUGUACCUACCAGGCAGGAGCACACGCCAGCUGUGACUCAGGCCAGGGGGAGUGUGAGGGUGGACCCGCCUGAUAAUGGAUCCAUGGUUAGGUGUGAGGUGAUCAGUCCAGCCAGCACCAAACCAAAAAUCACCUCAUCCAGGCUUUCUGUCCUAUUUCCUCCAAGGGAGCUGAUGGGAUCCUUGGAGCCUGAAGUGGCAGCUGAAGGGUCUCAUGUCAUGCUCAUGUGCCUCACCUCCUCCAGCAAUCCAUCAGCCAACCUCACCUGGACAGCUCAAAGCUCCCUACCUCCUGUGGCCACUAUCACCACCUCCCCUGCUGCUUUUGGAGGCACCAGCACCAGGUCAGAGGUGUCAAUGGUGGUUCAGGCUGAGGACCAUGAAAGGCGCUUGACAUGUGAGGCAAACAAUGGCCUGGGGUCACCCCUACAGAAGAGCUUUGUUCUUAAUGUCCUGCAUGCUCCGGUGUGGCGGGAGAGACCAUCUGAACAGAUCAAUGUGUGGGAGGGUAUGGACGUCUCCAUCACAGCUAGCGCCACAGCUAAUCCAGGUCCUGUCAGAUACUGGUGGCGCCGUGGGGAGGAGACUCUGGUCGGCGCAGGAGGGACACUGCGUCUUGGAUCAGCCACUAAGAGCAUGGCAGGGAAUUACUCCAUCAGUGCUUACAGUCAGAGGGGAGCCAUCAAUACCUCUUUCUUUCUGAACAUACAGUAUGGACCAGACAAUGUGAUGGCACCUGACCGAGUGACAGUGAGUGAAGGGGAUGCUGUUGAGGUGCGGUGUUCAGCCUCAGGCAACCCCUUGCCUUCCCUCACCUGGGUGGCAGGGAACCAGAGUGUUGGCUCGGGUGUUGGUGUUGCCAGGCUGGUGCUGCGAUCAGCUCAGAGGGAGGACACGGGCCUCUAUGUCUGUCAGGCAUCAGGCAACCUCUCGUCGCGCUCGCAGUCUGUGCCCACCAAGCUUAUCAUUACACAGCCCGUGUCAAUGAGUGAGGACAGUGGUAAAGUGAAGGGGUCCUGGGCAUCCUUGGGAGGGAAGGGCAAGUUGGUGUGCCAAGUGAGGGCUGCACCGGCACCCUCUUUCCUCUGGACCACUCAUGAAGGAAUGAAAAUCCUCAGUAGUGACAAGUACCGUAUUCACAGACCGGUGGAAGUGGAUGGCCUAGUGACAUGGUCCUCUGUGCUGGAGGUGUUUGAUGUGUCCCCACAAGACUACCAGCCCUAUCACUGCUCAGCCACCAACCCCCUUGGCUCAGGCUCCACCGUCCUCACUCUUAGGCCUCCUUCACGGCCCUUCCCUCCCACAAAUCUCACGGUGAUCAGUGUGAGCAAUGUGUCUGUGGUGUUAGGCUGGAGUCCCAACCUUGCUGGCAGUCGUCCUUUGGGAUACACAGUCAAGUAUUACCCGACUGGCACAACUACAUUUGAGUAUGAGGAAGUCUCAGACGGCAGCAGCACUGGGGUGGAGGUGGGAGGCCUGACGCCUGAGGUAGAGUACAGCCUCACUGCUCAGGCCAAGAACAACCAAGGCCGCUCAGACUACGUCACACCUCCAGUCACAGUCACUACCUUAGCAGGAGGAGGGGAAGGUGUGGAGGGGAAGGAGGAGAGGCAUGUCACCAGUUUCUUGUUGCUGGUGAUCAUCAUGUCUGUGUUUGGGCUCUUGGUGCUGAAUGUUGCUGCCAUCCUUUGCUUCCUCCGGCACCGCAAGAGAAGGAAUUCCUCAAGAGGUGUGCAUUCCAUCAAGGCCACUUCAGCAACUCCACUGGGCAACACCACAUCCAAUCCUGAUCACCACCAUCACCAUAACCACAAUCAUCACAACCAAGUUCUCCUCACCCUUAGCAGCCUAUCAAGAAGGAAAAAGAAAAAAUCCAAGGACCACACAAGACAGGGCAGCAGUAAGAGAGCCAGUGUAAUCCCUCUUCCUUCCCCAUCAUCCCAGCGACACAGGAUGAUACAUUUUGGCAAGUUCACAAAACAUGCUCCAGUUACUAACAAGAGCAGUUCAGCUUGUAUACACAAUGGCAGAAUACCAAAACCACCUGCUCAGCAGCAAAAUAACAAGAGCACUUUGCACACUGCCAAGGGCUUGUCAGCUGACAGUAGUAAACCACCAAAGCACAAGAAGCAAGUAACUCGCACUCCAGGUCCACAAGAGUCACAUUCUCUCCUUGUAGCACAUAACCAAGAGAAGAUAAUCUCAUCAAAACCAGGAGAACCUCAAAUUGAGCAUGACCAGCUGUCACAAGACCAACUGUCUCAAUCCUCACAUGAAAGUACACAAACUGCAAUCUUCUGUGAGGACAGCAUCCCAGUAUCACCAAACUGUACUGAAUUAGAAGGACAUUUACAAAUCCUAGAGGAACAGACAACUCAAGGAAGCAUAGAUCAGCUUACUGAGGAAAUGAAACAGUUUUUCCAGAGCAGAGCGACACAUUAUCUGCGUUCAGGUGCAGGUUCCAGCAGGAGCCUUGAUUAUAUUGAUUUAGAUCACUGUCCUGGAAUGGUGACAGAGUCCAAGAGAGUACCUGAUCAGCAACAAAGUCUAAGAAAUGCAGAAACUCUAACUUCAGAUGAGACAUCCACCAGCUCAGAAUGUCAGCCAAGUUUAGACCCAGGCCCUUUGUCUCACAUACAGGAAUCAUCAGCACUUUAUCACCAGCAAGAAGAAAUUCAGAUUGUCCCUGCUCCACCAAAAGACGAGUUUCAAGUUUAUCUUCCACCAGCAACCUCCCCACAUCACUGGCCUCCACCUACCUCACCAACUCACAUCCAGCAACACAGGAUGCACUCAGUUUCACCCAGCAGAGGAAGAGUGGGACACAAACCACCUGAACCACCAGCAAAACCCAAGCAGCAAAGAAUAGUGUCCCAUUCACCCAUCAUGUCUGGACAGAAGGAUGGAGCUUCUGCAUCACCUCCCAGUGUGAGGCAUCGCAGGACACCAUCACAGUCACCAGCAAGAGCCAUUCAUACCUCAAGUCCUGAGAUACCAGUCAGUGUUAGUCACCACAUAGUUUCUUCUCCAUCAUCUUUAAGAUCAAGUCAUCACAUGAGACCACCAGAGCCAGUAGUUAGGUCAAGUCACCAGUUGUCUUCUGAGUCGCCAGUAAGAUACAGUCGUGUUAGUCGCUCGGAGUCUCCAGAGGUAAUCAGGCGUCAGUAUAGAACAUCAUCUGCAUCACCAGUAAGAAGUGUUUACAAUAUGAAUCUUUCUGAGUCGCCAGCAAAGAAAACAAGGAGGAAUUCCGAGUCACUACACAGGAUAGCUGAUCUUUUGGAAACACAAAAGUCACCAAUAAUUAAAGAGAUGAGUGGUUCUGUGUCUUCCCAAUUACCAGUUAGGUCUAGACAUCUGCUAGAAGAGUCACCAACUAGAGAUGUACAACACGAGAGACAGUCUGCAUUACCACUGAGGCACAGGGAGUAUCACAGGGCACCAGCCGAGUCACCAAGUGGUGGGCAGAGGUAUCGCCUUCCAUCUACUCCCCUAACAAGAUCCUAUCUACAAAAGCAGACACCAAGUCCAGGCCAACCACUGCAAGCAUCACCAUCAAGGCACCAGCAUCCACAACCACCAGUCCAACCUCAGAUCAUCCACCACUCCCCAGCUUCACCAGCCAUGCAUCAUUCUCCUCUGACACACCAGAAUACAAAACCUCAACCAAUCUCUCCCAAAUCAAGUGAAGCUCAUCUUUUAUCAGUUGAACUCAACACUGGUACUCAUUCCGUCUCAUUCUCACCUGCACAGUCAAAUGCUUUUCAUCCUCCACUUACCUCUACAAGUUCUGGUCGACACCUUCCCCCAACCCCACCACGAUCCAAGAAACCACGGCCGUUACCUUACAUGUCGUCUUCCCAGACCACUCUUGGCCAGCAUUCAUCUAUACUUCAGAGGAGUCCAAUAACUCAACAGAUAUCGCCCGAAGAAAUUUCUACGUCAUUUGUAUCGCAAGAGACUCACAAAAAUGAAGAUAAACAUGCUUCUGCUUCUAUCUCAAAAUCUGUCAGUGGAACAAUAGAUCAUGAAAGUAGAAUUAAGUUUAGAGAAAUGGUAAAAGGUUUUCCUGGUUCUCCUAGUACAGUUCGUAGGAAAGAUGUCAGACAAGGGUCAUUCCCAAUAGAAAAAAGUGAAAGAGGGCAGAGUCCUAAGAAUGUGAAAACUGUUGUGUCUCAGUUUGCCUCUGCCAACAGUCCAAUUGCUACCAGUUCACCUCUUACUAACAGGCGCCGCACAAGGUUCCCAGAUGAUUUUCUUUGGCAGAGCACUUCUGGGAAGUUAUAAUAUGCCUAUGCUUGAAUAUUUUGAGUGAACAUUACUUAUUUUUUAGCCUUUCCAAACCAAUUUUUGAGCAUGACUAGGUGUAUGAGAAAAACUGAUAAAACAUUUGAAAUAAUUUUACCAUGAACACUAUGAUGGGAGUGAGAGAUAUGAAAGGAAAAGAAACUACAUAAAAAGCUCACUAAGUGCUAUAUUAUGAUUUAGAUUAGCUAUAAACAACUGCCUGUUGCUAAUUGUGAUGCAUGUGAUAUGACUGGAUACUGACUGCAUCAACAUGUGACAGUGUGGAUGAUGAAGACACUCAGUUGUGUAUUUUCUGGUGACAUGGAUAUUGAAGACAAUAUUUGGUUGUGUAAGGAUUGAUCAUGGCAAUACAAAGCUAUAGGUUAAGUAAAAAGAAAGUAAGUAAGAACAAAAAUAUUAAGAGGAGAGGCAGAGUUGCUAAAAAUUAGAAAAACAGGAAAGAAAACUGGAGGGAGAAGAUGCACACUAAAUGCACAUCCAGAGAAGUAAUGAAAGAAAGUUCAGAAGAAAAGGAGAUCUCAGCAGUUUGGCAGUUGAGUCAAGCAAGGAAGCCACACUGGAAGCUGAAGCAGUGACUUGUCGUGUGCUGGAGGAUGUUGGUGCAGCCUUGAUUCCACUGAGGAGUGGUGCCAGCAGUCACUGGUGCAGCAUUGGUGCCUGUUCAUGCUGGAUGUCUUUCCUCGUUGAGAAUACUUCAAAAUGGAAAGGUUUCCCAUUAACAAAGUGUGUGUAAUGUGUAAGGCUCAAUAGCUAGCUGCCUGCUGGUGGUGUCUAAGCUGCGUUUUGUAGCUUUUAAGCUUUUUUUCUCCUUGAGUAUUACAUGAUCUGAGUAAAACAAUAGUGGCUUCUUCUUGGACAGUUGUCAUCAGAGUCGAGGAGAAAAAGCAAAAUAGAUCUGUUUAUAUAUUAAAUGCGCAUUUUGAGUUCU
This is a messenger RNA of Portunus trituberculatus (swimming crab), 7013 nucleotides long. Its product is annotated as nephrin-like. The record is from RefSeq and is a predicted model, not a curated record. Gene Ontology annotation, molecular function: cell adhesion molecule binding. NCBI's taxonomy places the organism in Eukaryota, Metazoa, Arthropoda, Malacostraca, Decapoda, Portunidae. The transcript has 25 exons. The coding region runs from base 299 to 6064 and encodes 1921 amino acids. Gene Ontology annotation, cellular component: cell-cell junction. Gene Ontology annotation, biological process: cell-cell adhesion.